GGACGAAGAAAGUGAUGAUGUUGAGAUAUUAAUUACUACUGAUGAGAGCUCUAGCGAAAAUGUGUUCAUGUCCGAUGAUGAAUUAUCAUAAAAUAGACUUUAAUACAAAAGAUGGCUGGUGGAGAUAAGGGUAAGGGUCACGUAGAGCAAACAAAGUCCAAUACUGGGAAGUGGAAAGAACUUUCUAGGUUGCGACAUGCCAUCCUUGGUGGUGGUAGAUCAAGUGGCACAUCGGUCAGCGCAUCUGCGAGUGCAUCAGGCAGCGCAUUAGCCAGUGCCUCAGCCAGCGCAUCAGCCAGCGCCUCAGGCAGCGCAUCAGCGAGGGCAUCAGGUACUGCCACUGUCAGAGUGCCUAUUGGGCCUCACUGCACCAAUGUCACUAGCACCUCUUCCGGAGGGUUUACACGUUCCACUGAUGAGUCCAGGAUGCACGAUGAUGAGAGCAUGGACUCAGACGAGUCGAUAGAGCACGAGCAUGACGAUGCUAUGAACCUUGGACCGAGCGUAGUAUACUUUGAUCGCUCUGGCAGUGUCGUCUUCACGGAAGAGGGAGCUCGGAUCAUUUGUUCCACAUUCCAGCAGAGGCUCGAUCCAACAGGGGGUAGUUGGAAGAGCCUAAGCGACGCGACUGUGGACUUUUACUGGAGAGAGUUUCAGAAACAUGCCACUUGGGACCCUCGCAUUGAUGAUAGCGUUAUGAAUGAGAAGAAAGGAACAGAGAAGGUGCAGCCACUUGUACCGCAAUCGUGGAAGGAGUAUUGGAAGUCACCAAAGUUCUUGGCAUCCUCCAAGCAAAACAAGAAAAAUCGGCAUGGCGGUGACGAGAAUGCCCCUGCUAGCGCCACGCACACCGGUGGUCCAUUGUCUUUUCGCGAGACUCAAGCGCGCCUUCAAAACUACGCAGCCAUGCAGGAGGCAGUUCGUGAAGAGGGCUUAAAUGUGACACCUAACGAGAUUUUUCUAUCUACAGUCGGAGGACAUGAUGCCAAGAAUCGUGUUUAUGGUGUUGGAGAUCUCGCACGGAGCCUACCACGAAUGCAUGCAAGUGAGGCAAGACGUGCUAGCACCAGUGUCAAGGAACCGAUUCAACCAGAAGCUCAAGCUUGUGGUUGUGGCCCAGGAAUGAUUGUUAUAUACUCUAACACGCCCCCUCACGUGUAGGCGUGACCUCUUUGAGCCUUGCACGUGAAACCUUAUUUUUUUUAAAUUGGGUGGCGGUGAGUUUCGAACUCGUGACCUCUUGGUCAUCAAGGCUUUGAUACCAUGUCAAGGAACCGAUUCAACCAGAAGCUCAAGCUUGUGGUUGUGG
Cuscuta campestris is the source of this 1309-nucleotide messenger RNA. The record is from the annotation of a GenBank genome assembly. Lineage: Eukaryota; Viridiplantae; Streptophyta; Magnoliopsida; Solanales; Convolvulaceae.